Oryza sativa Japonica Group (Japanese rice) is the source of this 2196-nucleotide messenger RNA. RefSeq lists its product as uncharacterized. NCBI's taxonomy places the organism in Eukaryota, Viridiplantae, Streptophyta, Magnoliopsida, Poales, Poaceae. The record is from RefSeq and is a predicted model, not a curated record. Gene Ontology annotation, biological process: root development; shoot system development.
AUGACUCAUCUCGUUUUGCGUAUCUUCCCAAUCCUCUCUCCCUCAAACACAGCCUAAGUUUUGGAUGCACAACGUGCACACCAUCUAACAAAUUCCACUUAAAAUUCUAGAAAAAACUGUACAUGUGCUUCCAAUAGUACUACACAUACAUGUAAAGUCUCCGCUUCAAAGUUAUUUUUAUUUCAUCCGUUUUUUUUUAUAAAACUAAUAGUUUUAAGAAUAUAAGUAAGUUAGAAUUUGGUCUCUCUCUAUAUAUAAUGAAUUUUUUAAAGAGACUUCACACACAAUUACAAUACUAUUGGAAAUACAUGUAUAAUUUUUUCAAGAAUUUUUGAGGAUGCACCCGAAACUUAUUUGCAUAGGAUAGGUUACCUCCUUAAGUAGACUAGUGUCAGAGUAAUAUAUUACCAGCUCAGUUUUUUCGCGAACGCGCAAAAGGAUUACACGUCAAUAUAUUAGAAGAAAAAGAAUUUUUGUUACAAGGGAAGGGAGAAAAAGCAAAGCCAAAAACUGAAGCUUAGGAACUACUGCGGCAGCUAAAAGCAACUCCUAAACAGCGGGAAGGGGCAAAGCCACGCUAUCAGCUCAGCUUCACAUAGUUCUUUUCACUUAGCCAAAGUAGAGUUAUUCACACUGUUCCCUGAAGCUGGAGCAAAUUAGAGGAUUGCAUCUUCCGGCUGUCUUUUUGAUGUCACAAAUUUUCAGACUAUUUGAGAUCAUUUGCAGUAUGAGGAAUCUCCGAUGAGCCCGCUGGCAUGAUGGAGAAGUCCUACUUAGAGUUGUAGACAAAGCAUUGGACAUAAAAGAAAAAAAAAUCCUACAGACAGAGCAACAGGAUCAACGAGUAGUGAACCUCCAAUGUUGCCAAACAAGUGAUGAUGUGUUGCUUCAGAUGUUCAUUUGAUCAGAUAUGCUCAGAUCCUUACAACUUGGCAGGUGAAUACAAAUGGUGGAUCCUGCUUACGAUAUCUGAAACAAGUUUCAACAAUCAACACCGAUGAAACUUCCACGUACCUCUGUUGUUUCGUUCUUUUUGUGCUUUUGUCAUCCAUAAGAACCCAACAGUACAAUCUCUUGAGCGUGCAGCUUACUCUGCUUGCAAUGCAUGAGACAUGACAACACAGCAAAGGUUAGUUAGCAGUGUACCUGGAAUUAGACAACAUCUGAAGGGCAUCACCUUGUCUGCAGCUGCAUUGGCCAUGCAAUCAAAGAGCAGAUGGGAGAGCAGAGCAGUGGAGAUUCCUGCUGUCUCUGCAUAAUUUGCCUCAUACCAUCUUCUCAACCUCCUGAUUAUAAGUAGGGAGAGUUGGAGCAUUAGCACCACCAGUUCAUCAUCUGCUCCCAACACUCAGAGUCUGAGGCAUAGCACCAAAUUUCAUUCCAAACAUGGCUGGCCAUCAAAGAUCGACAAGCCUGCCGUCUAUGCCUCACCCCAACUACAUCAAGAUCGAAGAAGAGCUGCGCAACAUAUGCUCAGGCAUCUCAUCGCCAUCCGCCACCAUCGAAAUGGUGUCUGACGCUCUGAGGAGGCUUGGUGGCGUCUACAACUGCAUCAACGAGAUCAUAAGCUUGCAUAGCAACCAAGCACAUGGCAAGAAGCUGGAGGAAGAGAUGGAGCGGUCUCUGGAGGUGCUGGAUCUUUGCAGCGCCAUGCAAGAGAUGUUCGCUGACCUGAAGAUGACCAUCCAAGAGCUGCAGAUGGUUCUCAACAGGGGAGACCAUGCAGUUGUUCAAGUGAAGGCUCAGUCAUACAUCCGCCUGGUGAAGAAGGCUAAGCAUCACCUGAAGAAGGCCAGCAACAAGUCUACCUCUGAUGAGGAUGGAAGGCUUGUCAGUCUGUUGACAACAGCGAGAGGGAUCACUGCCUCGGUCCUGAAAUCUGCCCUAGAGCUCCUGUCGAAGCAAAUCUCCACCUGCAAUCCAAGCAAGUGGUCUCUUAUCUCCAAAUCGUUCCAGAAGGCCAAAGUUUCAUGCGAGGAGGUGCAAUUGCAGGCAUUAGAGUUGGGCAUCGUUGGCCUAGAGAGCGGAGCUGAGAAUCUGUUCAGGAGAUUGAUCCAAACCAGGGCUUCCCUUCUGAACACUCUUAGCUCAUAGAUGCUCCAUUGGCAUUGGCAUCCAACUUUUAUAGGACCUGUCAAUCACCACAAAUUUUGAAUAAUAUGUACGUAAGUCUAAAUGUAUAGCAAGAUACAUAAU